Molecule: messenger RNA, 41062 nt
Organism: Cinara cedri
Lineage: Eukaryota; Metazoa; Arthropoda; Insecta; Hemiptera; Aphididae
Source: the annotation of a GenBank genome assembly
UCGGCCCCUACUCUUCCUCGUAGCUCCUACCGUCCAACCAUUAUUGCACGUAGGUAUACCGUGCAGACGUAUAGAGAGACAUUGACUUGCAGUCUCAGCCAGCGUACGGCCAUCCAAAGAACCAUUUCGUUGCACCGCGCAGAGACACAGUAUUAUAUUUAAUAACAGUGUUUUUUUUUUUUUUUCCUCUGUAUUCUGUACCAUCGAAUUGUCACUUUCUCCCGGCCAUCGCACCGUGUCCAGAACGUUUGCGUUUUCACGUUUGUUUGUGUGAAAAUCGAGUUUGACUGUAAAUAAUAAUACGAGUGCGAGUGGAACCGUUUUGUAUUUGCCCCUUCCCCCGUCGACGCACUGUAGUAACGUACGCGUCUCGUCAAGUCGACGGCAGACAUUUCACGUACCCGUUCGAAUAUUGUUAUACACAAGAUCCGGUCAUCCGGUGUGCCGUACGGAAACCUAAAUAUUCGUGAGCUGACCGCGGUUACGUCGUCAGAGAUUCGUCAUAUUACCGUGUACGCGGGUUAGUCAGCGCGUUAUCACAGGAGUCCUGCUGCAACGGGUAAGGUCAUUGUCACCGACGACGCACAAGCUCGCGAUGUUCAACGACGAACGAUCGUUGCGCAAAAAUGCCUACGGUCCCACCACUACCGGACCGCAGUGACGAAACGGCCUCGCAAAAUGUACUGGAUUCGUCAUCAAAACAGAGGAAAAUACCUGUAAAAACAACGGUCAUUGCCGUGCGACGUAUUCGAGCUUUUGUUUGAGGAUAUGAAGCAAAACGCACGCUGCACUAGUCCGAAGAACAUAAGCCGCAGUAUCACGAUGUCCACUCUUGCGGUCUUUUCUGCAUGUCUACUGCUGUUCUUGGCUACAGCGACAACACCGGCCCAAGGUACGUAAUGCGCAUUACUUGCGUUAAUUUAAAUCAUACACAUAUAUUUAUAUUAGGCAUUGAUAUUCCGCGAUAACGAACUAUACUACUAGAAUUUAACAAUAUAAUGGGUCGGUAAGUUUUUACAAAUACGAUGGUCGUCAGUGUCAUUAUAUUAUUGUUAUUAAUAAUUAUCAUAGUAUUUAAGGUUUGUUGUGGCACACGAGUGUUGUUUGUCUCGAAAAAAAAAAACAAAAAAUUACCGUGCGUUAAAAACGGGGUUGUAAUGCGUUUUAGCGAAAUUAUUAUUUCGUUUUCAGGUUAAAACGGAAAUAAAGUUAAACAUGAAAAUUCGACUAUAAAUUAGGUAUUCAACCUACGGCGUUUACUGUUCUUUUACAGUUCUAGCGCUUACGGGGUUGCUUUUCGAAGGACUACAGAAAUAAAAUCCGACAAACUUUCUCGGUGUUCCUUUCGAAAGUACGUUUGAAUUUUCGGGGGCAAUAUUUAAAUAUUCUUGGGACCGAGACUUCGUACAAUAGACGUGAAUACGCAAAAAAACACGGUUCACUUACCUGCCUAUGACGGUGUAUAAUACAUAGUCAAUAUUCAAUGCACAGGUGGCGAAUUAUUUUCGCCGUGUGCGUAUAUAUUACUUCAGUUUUGUAUAAAAAAAAAUAUAUUGUACGACUCUCGAAGCGGCGGUGUUACCCGCAAGGUGGUGGGGCCACAAACCUCCUUCCUCUUCCCCGCGAGUGUGAGUUUUCAAACACUAACUAUACUCAAAAAACAGAGGAAAAAAAAAAAAAAACGUUUUUCGAAAUCGGGGAAAAAAAAUUUCAAACUCGCGACAACGUGUUAUAACAUUAGGUACCUACCUAACUAUAAUAUUAAGUUUGUUUUAUAGUAACGAAAAAAUGUGUCUCAGCCCCGCAACGCCCUACCGGAAAAAUUCCUACCAAUGGGUAUAAUAUUUUUAACGCGUCGUUAUAUCAUAUUGUUAGCAUGGCGCAUAUUCGAUGUUAUUUUUAAAUGUCGGGCUUUAUUUUCACGGGACGACUCUUGUGUGUGUUACGCGCUCUAUUCAAUAUUAAUUAUAUAUAUAUGUAUGUUAUAUAGGUACUAUUGUAUUAUACAGAACAAAACGCUCGAUGUAAUUUUACGGUACGACAAAAAUAACGCUCGUGUAUUACGGGCUUAAUGGUCUUUGUAAUUAUAAUCGGUGGUUUUUUUUUUUUUUUUUUUUUGGUAAAUAAUCAUAGAAAAUAGAAACUUAUUUUUAUUCGUAUACAGUUAAGAUUAUAAUACACACAUUACACGUAUAUAUUAAGUUAAACAAUUAUCUACUUUUACUUUUAACAAUUAUUAUAAUAUACAUGAUAUACAUUAGGUACCCACCUAUCAUCUACUCGACAUUUCAUCGAGAUUUAUCAAAUUCAAAUUUGUAACGCGUAGUGUAAUAUUAUAAGACAAUAUUGUUAUUAUAUAUAUAUAUAAAAAAAAUCGUAUCUAAAAAAUCGUUAAAAUAAUAUUGUUAUUAUCAUUGUACGUUUGUGCACACUGAGAAACUAUACACGAAAUGGGUUUACUUGAUAAUCAUAACGACGUUGUAAUCUUUAUUAUAUAUGCGCGUAACAGAUUUUAAAUAUCAUAAUAUUAAACGUUGCAUAACGUUUGUAUGUUUUUUUUUUUUUUUAAUGCUAUUAAAAGUAAAUUAUUCUCGUGUUUAUUUGCUACUGCAACUUUCAAUAACAACAGGUUGUACAACUAUUGACUAAAUACAUUCGACGGUAGAAAAUACGAAAAAAUAAGAAAUUGAAAAUAAAAAAAAUUGCGAUUUCCAUGGAGGGUCAAAAAUUCGCGUUUAAAUUUAUUCGAUUUCUCGAGCAAACAAUACAAUAACAUCGAGGGUCUUAAAAGGAAUUCGAAUUGGGUUCCAAGUAAUAGUACUAGUACACUAGUUGGGUCCCGGCUUUCGGUAGAUUAUAUACUAGUCGGGUUCAAACGUUUACAAGCAAAAAAAAAAAAAAACAUUUUCUUUCUUAUUUUUACAGACUUAGGACGGUCAGUGAUUUGUAAUUUAAAAUAAAACACAGGUAUGAUUUAACAAAUUUUGUUUUGCCAGAUGAAUUAAUAUUUUGAAAAACAAUCAGAAGAUUGCCUCCGGUAAUUCAAUGAAUACUAACUUAAUAUAAUUUAAAAAAAAAUUUAAAAAUUUAAUUUUAUUUAAUACUAUUGUACUAAAUGUGCAUAGAUAAACACUUAUAAAGGAGUGUUUUGAUAAAAUCAAAACGAUUUAAGUUGCUAAUGUUUUUUUCAAUCAUUUUCUCCUUAAAUAAAUUGUUGUUUUUGUAAAAUACAUUCCGGUCGUUGUUUCUAUACUUCUCAUUUUGAUGUGAGUGUUUAUUUGCGUACUUUUUAAAGUUUCUUUUCUUUUCACUAGUAACUCGAGACCCAACUAGUGUACAACCUGCGGGAAAUCUGGGACCCAACUAGUAUAGUACUCGCGAGAACCUGGGACCCAAUUAGUAUAGUACCUGCAUUAACCCGAGACCUAACUAGAGGAGAUUUUUGAACGCGGGACCCAACUCGGAUGCGCCACUUAAAAGAUACCGAUUUCAACCAGUAAACUAUAUUAUUAACUAGAUGGGUUAGCUGACCUCCUGAACUCCCCCUCUCCGUCUCUAAUUAAGAUCCGCUAUGUUAUGCUGCGCGUGAAUAUUAUUUUUAAUUGUGCAUCGUGUACUCGUAUAAAAUAAUGCUAUAAUAUUAUGUUGCUACUGCAUAUAGUUGUAUCGACGAUGAGUACAGUUGUGUUUAGUACGGUGCACUACGACCGCACAUUAUCAUUUUUAAUAUUUAUAUCCUGGAUAUUUUUUUGUAAAUAUCCACUCCGCGUUCAUUCCCUUUUCCUAUAAAAAAGCUCCACGAGAAAACAGACCAAACUCUCUUCUUGACUUUUGGACUUUACUGCAGUGAAACUCUCCCCUUUCCCCCACAAAUGAGAAUAUAAAAUAUAAUAUUUUGUUACAAAACCUAUAGAUAACUUAUUUAAUAAUUUACCAUUUAUUUUCUAAUGGACACACGGUAAGCUAGUAUUAAACUAGCUAAAUGUUCGACUGGGUGUCCAAUGGACUUUAAUGAGUAUCUAUUUCGACGCAGAAAACCUCCUUAGAAAAUGCCCCGUUCGUAUCCGUAAUGCAAGCACUUAAAAGGACGUGAUACCGGCGUGUGUUGUUUCAGUUCAACUAACUGGCAACAUAGUAAAAACAUGCUUACGCAGACUGAGUAGAACUCACUUUUAAUAAUUUUAAUUUUACAGUAAAAGCACCUAUUAUAAAGUGAAAAGAAGACAAUAUUCUGGAGACUGAAUACAAUUUUCCAUUAUUCCAAUUAUAACGCUCUCAAUGCAUCGUUUAGAAUUAAAGAAUACUUCAACAUUUUAAAAUUAAUUAAAAAAAAUGCAUCGUCUUGCCUUCCGGGAGUUUUUAUUAGUUAGACUGAGACAGUUGAUGCAGGCAUGCCGUUCUCUUAAAGCAGACACUUAUUAUUUAUAACAUAGUAAAUCGAUUAUAUUAUAUAUACUUAUAUACAGCGCUUGUCACUCAAAUGGUAACACGGAAUAUUUCAGUCGGAUGCAUUUAAAUCGAAAUCGGGAUUUUUAUUGGAAAGAUCGGGGUACGACUUAUAACAUCUAAAUACACAUUUUGAAUCAAUUUUAAAAAUAUUAACCACACGCGCCGUAAAACGUAAAUAUUCUUAAAUGGAAACAUCUAUUUUUUACACCAGAUUCGAAUAGUUAUUCUAUAUUUGACUUUGUCUAAUAUACAUUUUUCCAAUUCUAAAAAGAUACAGUCGUCUUUUUAUGGUUUCACCAUGUAAAAUUAAUUAAAAAAUACGAUUUGAAAAAAAUAUUUAAAAGAAUGAUAAUAUUAACUUUUAUAAGUUACUAAUUUUUUUUCAAAAUCGAGAAAAACUCGUACCUAAGUGAAAUAAUAAUAUUUUCAUAAUAUUGGACGAAAAAAAAACGUGCGGGAACUUGAACGUGGUCACGCGCGUAUUCACUGUUACAGCGGAAUGCCUAGGGGUUAGGAUUUUUAAAUCGGAAAGGGGGGAAUAGACAUUGAUAAAACGAAACGUAUAAAAUAUAGAAUAGUUGAAACAAAAUAAUCUUUUAAAUAAGCUUUUUCCUUGAGGGUAUUAUGCGAAAUACAUAAUUGUGUAGUAUGAUUAUUUGUAUUCGGUUGCGAUAUAGUUAUUUUUAUUUUUUUUAUAAAUCGAUAUUAACACGGCCAAGGUGUGGGGGGAUUGAAGCCCCCUUAGUCGCCCUAUGGAUACGCCACUGCACUGCAAUACUUAUAUCGUAUUUUUUUUCCAUUCGAUAUAUUUAUAUAUAUAUAUACAUGUAUACGUAAAUCACGCGUACUGAUAAUAUCGUAAAUAUAUAUUUCUUAGAUUCCAAGUGCCGCAAGGAAUGUGUCGGUUUUACUACAAUGUGUAUAUAUUUUUUUUUUUUUUUUUUGCGUCUGCUAACAAAUAUUAUAUUACCAGACAUUUUUCUCCGAUCUACAAAUGUACCUAGCAUAUUUUCUGAAAGCAAAUUGUAUGUAGUUGGCGCAUUACGAGAUCGUUUUCUUUAAAUUUUUUUUUGUUGUUUUCUAAAUAAUUAAAAAAAAAAAAAAAACGACGAGAAAAAUCGCAGGAAAAACAGACAAAUAUACGCAAUAACGGUUUUUGUUAUUUUCGAUUUUUUUUUUUUUGUAUUGCGAGUUGGUUAGAAAUAAUCAAAAAUAUCUGAAGUUCGUCAGAUUAUUAGCUCUUUAUAGACUAAAAGUUUCAAAUCAUUCUAAACAAUUAUUGUUGAGCUAUUUAUAGAAUAUUUUGAGUUUUUAUUUGAUGUUACGUGAAUAAAAUUGUCAUGGCUCAGUUAAAAUGUUUGAAAAUUUAACUGCACUAGCUGCAUCGUCAGUUGUAUAUAAUGGUGAAAAAAAGUCUUGCUUAAUGUAGUAGUUUUUCUUUUAUUAGUGUUUCAUGUUCAAAUUUUAUCCCUUUAUUUAUUUAAUUUAAAAAUCAUGACAUAUCGAAACGUGUUUAAUCGAACUUUGCUUGGAUUAAUUUUUCGUUGGCAGUGAUUUAUCGUCGCGUACACGUAUAAAUUAAAUUACCCCAUAUAUGUAUCCUACCUUCAUAACUUUUUCACCUACAAUACCGACACACCCGUCAACAGUAUCAGCUCUUUUUUUUAAAAUUUCAUUAUUUUUAUUCUGCAACAAUACUCUCAACAUUCCGUUUCGUACAUAAUCAUCGCUGCUGGUCUCACGAAAUAGUUUUUUUUUUUUUUUUAUAUUUAAAGCCGUUGAGACCGUCACAUCCUCCUCCGUCUAUUCCGAUCUUGUACUAAAUCUGAAUUCCUGUGUUCCGAUUCUGAGAAGUCCGCGUAAUCCUUCUUAACGCAAUCUUCCCAACGACACCGUGCAGACAUUUCCCCCCUUGGGGUUUCUUCUGUGAAUUUUCAACCGUCGAGCAUUGUUUUCCCCCGCGAACGGCCUCCGCGCGAGGCCGAUCUUUCCGGCGUCUUUCCGUUCGUCUACCGGCACCUGCAGUCCGAAUUGAAACAAUUGCGACACGUCGCGUAUUUUCCUCCGUUCCUGCGCGCGCUGGUCACCAACGCGUGUUGCGAUCCGCCUUUCCGCGGGGUUGAUGGCGGCGGCGGUGGGGGGGGGGGGGGGGUGAAACCGCAAACAAACCGGCGCGCAGUCCGGAUUCUUAUCGGUUUUCCUCGACGAACAACCGUCACCGGUAUAACAUUGUCAAACGCACACGGAUAAUACGGUCAUUGCGCGCGUGACGCACUCGCAAGUGUGCACACGGGCCGAGAGAAUACCGGCCGUUUUUCCGCCGAGAUAAUUAUUACGAAACGGGCAUCGCCCCGGAGCUACGCGAUACAUUAUUAUUAUUAUUAUUAUUGUAAUAAAAUGUAUCGCGUGCGUAUCCGCGGUCACAUACGCGCGGCGCGGCCGGGCGUCCUUGGUCUCCGUGACGGCAACGACUCGCAAGAGAGUACAACAAUAUUUUAUACUGCGCCGGGCGGCCAGGUUGCCAAGCCGUUUUCUUCGCCGGCACCGUACAUUCCAGUGUGGCGGUGUAGUGUAUAGUGUAGGUAGGUGGAGGUACCCACAAUAUAAUAAUAAUAAUAAUAAUAAUAAUAUAAUGCGAUAAUAUUAUACGCGCGCAUAUACGACCACCGCAUUGUGCGCGCCGCGCGCCCGUAUUAUGCGCGUUAUGAUAUUACGACGUUGCCGCGACGGCGGCGGUGUUUUUUUUUUUCUUCAUACCGAAUGCGAUUUAUAAAUAAUAUUAUUGCCAUUAUAUUUAAUAUGUUAUUAUUAUUAUGUGGUACUUUUACUUUCACUUUGCGUUACGACGGCCGCCGUCGCCGCCCUCGCACCGGAAUACCGACGGCCGCGGCGCGGCGACGGCGACGGCGAAGUUGCGCGAUACGAUACGAUACGCGUACCUGCGGUACACCCGACCGAGGCGGCGGCGGCGGCGGCGGCGGCGAGGGGCCCGGCGCGCGAGGCCGCGGACCGACGUCGACGGCGGCCCGCGGGCACCCGCGGCCCGACGGAAUUUCGGACCUGUAAAACGACAAGCGCAAUAAUAUCGUUUUGAACGUACGCGCGCGCUUUGUUACAAUAAUAUUAUAACGUUAUCGUUAUCGUUAUUAUGACCGGGGGAACUGGGGGGGGGGCGCCGAGUCAGCGUCGCCGUGUGGCAUUAAAAUAUCGUCGGCGUUCAAAUGCGGAAGAACAGAGCCGAAGAAGAAUGUCGUCGCCAAAGUCGACAUUUUCCCCGUCCAUUUCGUGUGGUAGAAAUAUUUUGUUUUAUUGCAAAACAAUAAUAAUAACGGUGUUUGCUGUGCACACAAACAAAAACGGAAAAUACCACCCUACACUGCGCACUAUUCAAUUCGGAAGGGGACGCGCGAAAAAUGCGUCCAGUCAAUAACGACCCGGAACUUUUAAUUGGCAAAUGAGAGAAAAAAAAAAAAAAAUUCAAAAACGCAACACGAGCAAGUCGUUAACAAUUCGCCAUAAUUUAAGAUUUUAGGUGUUCUGUGUUGUUUAACAUAAUUUUCACACUUAAACGUUCAGGAUUCAUCGGGGUUUUUGUUUUGUUUUUUUUCAAAUUGCAUUAUACAGUUUAAUUCACCGCAAUGCGCGAUAUAACUUAAAACGGAAAAAAAUCACGACUUAUCCUAAAUAGCAAAUUGAAAUAACAUGUUUUAUAUAGAAGAAAUUUACCUUAUAUACGAAAAAUGGAGAUUUUUUUGUACUAUUUAAAUAACUAAUUUUUUUAGAACUUGGUGACCUAAAACCUUUUUAAUGCGCACCCGCGCGAAUUGUAUUUAUUAUUAUAUUACACUUCCAAAAAAACUGUGGAAAUUCGAUCAUAAAAAUGGUAGGGUUAGGGUUGGAAACCCCUAACAAAUAGCGCAGUCUUGAUACUAACACCGUGCAUAUAUACACCAUUGCGUUUCUCUGGCUUAAUUCGGAGAAUCUGUUGGGGGUUACAAAACUUAAAAAAACACCCUCUAUCCGCAAUAGCACGAAAGAAUUGAAUUCAUAUUUAAAUUCAACCCUACUUUUGUCGCUUCAAUUCGCUUACGAAACAACACUGAUUUGCUUGAAAAAUAUGCUCAUAUGGUCCAAAGGGAGCCGUUAAAAAUGUCCUUAAAGUAGCGCGGAAAAAAUAUACAUGUAUACCUAUUACCUAUAUAAAUAACAGACACAAUACAGUGUUAUAGUUCAGGGCCGUGUUUAAGCGCAAUACCUUCACAUAGGUUGCAGUCUAUGGGCUCUCACCACAGAACGGCCUGUGUAAAAAUAAAAUCGAUUAAAUCUAAUUAGUAAACUCCCUUCCCCUAGUGGGCCUAGUGGCCAAUGCACCCUAAAUACGGUUCUGCUAUAGCCUCUAUUUAGGGAGAAAAUUCGAUAAGAACGUAUUAACAUUGCACGAUACUUAUUUAUGUCUAAAAAUAAACGUCUUGUUACUUAUAAGCGUAAGGGCGCACGUCACUUGAAAACGUCCAUACAAGCGCUUUGAAAUUAUGCACUGAAAAUAUGCCAUCUAAACUUCGGAAUAUGCAUCGAAAAAUGUCGGUCAUCAGAAACCAAUUUAUAGUUUUUGCUCAUGGUGCUUUUGGGACUUAUCAAAACGAAUUAUACUAAUGGUACAAGUUUUGAGCCUUAAUAACGUAGGUAAUAUUAUAAUAAUACGACGGUAGUUCGGUUUAUUUAUGUAGUGUAUAUUAAUUUGUUUGUUUGUCUGCGUAAAUUUCGCUUGGGCAAAAAUAAUCGAACACAUUCGAAUCCCAGCACCUAUUUCACUCGUGAAUUGCCAACCGUGAAAUUUGUCAGGAAAAAAAAAACUCAAUUCGAAUAGUUUCUCGAUUUUAGAAAAGACAUUCGCUCGGAUCGUCUCCGAUAGAUUUCAUAAAAUUAUAAUAAAAAAUUCAAUUAAUAUGUUAAAUAAUAUGGAAAUAUUCAAUAAACACUGUAAUACAAUAUUUAAUUAAAUAAGUACAUGCAUAAAUAAAAAGAUGUGAAUAUACUUUACAUAUUGGGUGGGUCACUGUUGUGAGAAGUUGGGAAAUUUAAUACUAAAAUUCUUAUAAAAAAUUCUAUAUUAUACUCAAUUUUUUUUUUUUUUUAUCACAAAAUAGUAUAAUAUAAAAAUUAUAAUGAACCUCUUGUUAAAUUUUCAAGCACUUCUAUUUGGUUUAAUAGCUCAAAAAUGUUUUGAAAUUUUACCAUGUCUAGAAAAAGUAAAUAUAAUUUUCUGUACACAUUUUUAAGUUUCUACGAAUAUUUUUAACUGAAUUACAAUAAAAAGAAAAAUUUAAAAUAAUAAAUUUUGUAAGUUUCAACGUUUUUCCUACGUUUUUUCCAAAUUAUUAUGAAAAGUCAAAAAAUUACCCCUUUCAGUACCACUCAGAUAAAAUUUACUUUCAGAAAAGGUGCUGUAUGCAUUUAAAAAUCGGAGCAAAAUUUAGUAGAAAAAUUGUUCACAGAAAAAAUAUAAUAAAAUAAACAUUAUUGUAAAACCAAUACAUUCCUCGCUUCGCUCAGAAUUUGAAAUAUAGUAAUAAUAAUAAAUAAAUAAUUUUCACUAGGUUUAAAUUGAUCUGUUCACGUUUUAAUGUAAUGCAAUUGCGUGUAAUUUAAUUUAUCUAGUUGACCCGUGCGGAAAAUUCGCAUUCGUUCAAGGAAAGAUCUCUAGGGUCAAUCAUACAUAUUUAACUUUAGUUUUUAAACAAAUAAUAGAUUGCACAGUUUUAAAUUAACAAUUCGUUAGAAGAGGGCAUCUUAAUCUAUAAAAUGGUACCUUGUUAGUUAUUUAUUUAUUUUGGUUAAGUACGAACGGAGAAACAGUGUUUGUCGCAAAAACUCGCAUUUUAGAAAUAAUAUAUAACAUUUUACCUGUUAAAUUAAGGUUUUGACAUAGAUUUUAUUUUAUUUGUCAUUGUAGAGUUGUCUGUGCUUCACUUUUUUUUUAUUUCGACUACAUAAGAUUUUAUUAAAAUUGUGGUACCAUUUUGCAUAUUAUUUUUCAUUACGUCUAAAAAUGUAUAGACGUUUGGAAGUCCUGUUAAAAAAUACGAAUUAUGGUAUUAUUUUUCUUUUGCUGUAUAAAACGAAUUGCAAACACGAAUUGUCUUCUUUGUAUUACUGGAAAUGAGGGACGGUCAAAUCGGGAGAAAUUAAGAGGGGGUAUAUCUCCCCUCUUAAACUAUUCCGUUUCAAUAUUGUAUAAUAUAAUAAUAAUUUCAGUUGUUGAAAAAAUCAAAUAAUGGAAAAUACAUUAAAAGAUUUUACUCACAUUUUUUUCCUUCAACCAUCAUGACGUACCAAGUACACCCUAGAUGGUUAUUGAUUCACUCUUUCGUAAUUAUUAUCAAUAUACCCUCUAUCACAACUAUAGUUUAUAUUUUCUUAGAGUAUCUAAAAUAUGAUGUUCAUAUUGCCUAAAAACCAUCAAAUAUUAUCCUUAUAUUAUAUUAAAAUUAAUAAAUAAUCAAUACAUGGUUUAUAAUAUACAAUUUUUGAAAACAAUAUUUUAUCAAAAAUAUAUACGUAUAUACAUAAAAAAAUGACGGUUGUUAAAUGAUUUUAAAAAUAUUUUUUUCUAACACUUUAAUUUUAAAAUCGAUUAUAUUUAUAAUUUAAUGAUAUAAUAAGUUAGUAUUAGUUUUUAUCAAAAUUUAAAAAAUGUUCCAAAAUAUGCUAAAUUACGAAAUGUUCUCAAAUCCCUGGGAUAUUUUCAUAUAUGUAAAAAAAAAAAUAAAAAUAUUUUCCUGUGAACUGUGCGAAUUAUCCACAUUUUUCACUCUCGUCAGAGUGCACAUAAUCCUGCAACAUUUCGUACAGGUAUUGUGUCCUUAAAUUCAUACGUUCUAAAGUAUUUAUUAUUUAUUAUAUCUAUAUAUAGCAGAACUUAAAUUCCCUCGUCCUUUCCUAAAGAAUUACCUCAUGUACGCCCACGACUAUCGAUAUUCAUUAUCGACUAUCGACGACGAUUUAUUUUACUAGAAUCGAUGUAGCGAUUAAUCGGUACGAUACGGUAGGCGAUUCGAUCAGUGUAUAUAAUACGCUUGUAAUACACAAUAUUAUAUAGGCGUCGUAUUCGAACCGAAUCCGAAAUAUCAGGGAUGCGAUUCUGAAGUGAAAAAAAAAAACAAAAGUCGAACAAUUUGGAAAACGGUUCGCGUGUGUACCGAAAGUAAUACAAUUAUGGAAAAACACAUUUUUAAAAUGAGUCAGCGGAGCAGCAGUACCGCCGCCGAAUCAUUUGGAAAAUCUGUUCGCGUCUGUUUGUAAAUCAAUUACUGCGCAGUGUGAAGGAAUAAAACAAAAAAAAUAAAUAAAAAAAUUAUAACGGGUUUUUAUAAAUGUUUAUAUAUAAUUUUGAUCGCGCUGUGGUGGUGGGGGGGGGAGGAGGAGGAUAAUCUUAUUACAUAAAAACCAUAAUAUUUUAAUACAAUAUGACCCAGCGGUUCGACAAAUAUAAUGAUGCGACGUCUUGUAAACUCAUAAUGUAUAAUGUAAUAAUAUUGUUACGAUGGCAGAGGAAUACAAAUACUAUCGGGUAUACGUAUACUUGUAAUAUUUUUGGGGAUUUAGCCAGUAGGAUAAAUUCGAAUUUAACGCGGGGCGCCUAUAUAUUAUAUUAUGUUAUUGUAAGAUAUUAUAGACACCCGUAUAAUCGUCAUGAAAAUAAUAUUCGGGUGGUAAAAUACAAUAUAUAGAAACGUAAGAAGAAAAAAAAUAACAAUAAUAAUAAUAGUGAUUAGCUUCACUCAAACUAGAUACCUAUAAUAUUAUAUCCAGUUGACACGUCAUCGUCGUAAUGUAUCGUAUUUUUUUUUUUUAUAAUAAUAUUACACCAGCAUCAAGUUUGCCAAUAAUAACGAUUAUGUGUACCUACGGAUAUUUUCGUUGUUCCGCGGUGUAUUAUAAUUUGUAUAAUAAUACUUGUAAAUAUAACGUAAAAAGAAAAAAAAAAAUAAAAGAAAAAAAUUAGUCGCACAUGUUAUCAUUAUUAAUAACGCGAGUGUGUGUUAUAGCGAUAUUGCGAGCGUAUAAUACCACAGUAAACCCACAAUUUUACCAUUAUGUAUACCGGCAAUGCAUAUGCACAUAAUAUACGUACCUAUACGUAUUUAAUCACAAUAUUACUACUAUUAUCCUAACCUGAAAUCUUGUAUACAUUUUUACCUGCAAUUAUAAUCCAAUUUUCGUGUCGUAUACUCCAGACGCGUAUUUAUAAUGUUAUGCAUAAUGUUAAAUGCGUAUGGUUGAAAUAUACAUAAUCGAUCGACUACUCCCACCGUGUGUGUAUAAAAUAUAUAAUAAUAAUAAUAAUAAUAAAAAAAAAAAAACCGCACCAAAAAAUUAUUGUUUGUUACGCCAUCGCUGCAGUUAUACGUACCUUUGUAGGUACCUGUAUACCUCUUAAAAUACAACAGAUUAUUAUAAUACACUUACGUUGAAAUGCAAAAAUACACUUUAUUAUUAUUAUUUUUUUUUUGUUUUGCAUACGCCGUAAUAUCCGUGCCUAUCUAUUUAUUAUAAUGCACAUUAUUGUCUACUGAUUCGAUUUUUUUUUUAUUUUAAUCGAUACCUUUUAUACACUGCCGGAAUACAUUUCAAUAAAAUUGAAAAAAGUCUGUAUGUAUGUGUAUGUCUGUAUAGUUUUUCAUACAAUAUACCAAUUAAAUAUCUUAAUUAAAAAAAAAAAACAGGUCGUAUUUCUAUUGUAUUCGUAAUACGUCGUAAGUUCAUCGCACAAUGGAAAUAUAUGGUACAUUAUUAUUUUUUUUUUAUUCCAAGAUAUCCAUAAAUUAAAAUUUAUAAUCACCCGCGCCUCAUUUUGUGUCGCAAACCAUGGCCAAUGGUAAUAACAAUAUAAUAUUAUAAUAUUACGUUUAUAUAUAUUUAGAUUCUUAGCGUGGCGAGAAAUGUGUUAUUAAGGAUGAUUAAUGCGAUGUGUAAUUUUUAUUUCGUUUCUGUAAAUAGCUUUUCGACAAGAAAUCUUGUUCCAAUUAAAAACGUUAAAGGAAUUUUUAGUGGACAGUUUUGUCUAGUCGGUAUACUGUAUAAAUACAUUGGUGUUAUUCGUUUUUAAAAAGGAAUGUAUUAUGAAGAAAUGCAUUAGGUGUUGAAGGAAUGUAAAUUAUUAAUGGUUCAUUGAUGUUUUGUCAUUAACGACGAUUAAUAUGAUGUGUAGUAUGUGUACAUAUUUUUGUGUCUGUAUUAAACAAUUUUUCGAUAAGAAAUAAUGUUCCGAUCGAAAACGUUAAAGAGACUUUCUAGUAGACAUUUUGUCUAGUUGAUGCAUUGUUUUUGUUUAUUUUUUGAGAUUUUCUUUGUUGUUCACGCAGACAAACUAGGGGGGAAAAGUGAGGAAAAAUGGGAAUAUUUAAUGAUAGAAUAUGGUUUCGGUUCAUUUAAAUGAACCAACCAAUAAAAAUUUCUUUUCUGAACGAUUUUUGAUUUUCUUUUUGUUGUUUUUGUAUAAUUCGAUUAAAAAUAAUCGUAUAGAGACCAACAAUUUGCAUACCAUAAUUAUAUUACACCUUUAUUUUUAAUUUAUUUCACCUUUACUGUUUUGCGUUUGAAAUGGUCUAUCGUUACACUAUGUAUUAUACUAAUCGAUUAUAUUAUCCUAAUAUAUUUAUUGUAUAUACCUUCCCGACUUUCCACUUAUGACAGCGGCCUAUUUACGGGCAUAGGCGCAACUGGAUCGAAAUUUCAGAUGAUGCUUAAAUUUUAAAGAGUACAAAUAAUCUUUAUUUAAGUUUUUACCUUUUCGACGUAGGUAUUUAGUAAUAGACUGGCACUAGAUUGGUCAACGGAGAUUCAAUCAUUUUAUGAUCCAGUUUCAUAUUGUGGACCUAGUAGGGUAUAGUCUCAUCAUUUUUUUUUUUUUUAGAUUCUGCAAAUACAAGCUUUAUCUAUAUUAUUUUUUUUCUGUCUGUUAACAACUUUUCAACCAGAAACCUUGCUCCAAUUUUCAAGUGAAAGAUUUCUUUUUAUUUUCAACCGAAUUACAACAAAAAAAUUAAAUCAAAAAUAAUAAAAUCAUUAUAUCCGUAAUCAUUUUCGUAUUUCCUACGUUUUGUCUAGUUAUUUAUCGUUAUAAAUAAAACUAUACGAUUUUGGUCUUUAAGAUUAUCCCGUCCAACAUAUUUGUUUCCCCCUUUUCCUUUCUAGUGAUAAUUCUUUUCAAUCUUCUCGUGGCACCUUUUUUUUUACGUCUUCGUUUACUUUGUCUUCCCCAUAUUAAUCUUGGACGACUAAUGGUAUUUUUCCUUGGAAGGGGGGAGUCGUUUUCUUGGACCUUCUUUCGCAGCGAUCGUUCCUUACGCCAUAUGUGCCCAGCCUAGAUUAGUCGUUUCUUGGCAACGUUUUCCACAAUACUUGAGCUUUGAUAUAUCUCUUUAAGUAACUUAUUUUUCCGGAAUCUCUAUUUUCAAGUAUUUAUGUUUUUACAUUGGCUAUAUAUUUUUGUAUAAUCGUUUAAAUUGUUUAAAAUACGUUUUUAAAGCCGGGAACUUGAUACGUUCGCAACAUAUAUCUCCAUAACUGCCGUAGCCAGUCCGCCACUGUAGGUAUUUUAUUCAUGUGGUAAUGAGUGUCGUUAGUACGUAUACGACAAAACAAAAUAAUUGUAGUAGUCUAAAAAUUACUUUAAAUUACCAAUAUCCCCGAGCUUAAUGCCAUUGAUAAUAUUUCAUUGUGGUCAUUAUUAUUACUAUCAAGCCUGAAACCAUUCUCUUUUUACAAAUCUAAAAUAAAAUAAUUCAAAAUGUAAGUGUUAAAAUAAUGAACUUGACCAACGAAAAACAUAAUAUUGAAAUUGAACGUAAAAACCAAAAACAACGGCUAGGACAAUCGGGGAGUGCUUACACGUUGAGCCCGGGGGCACUCAAGUCUCUCUAGUGUUGUCCUAGUUGCGCCAUGUCUGCCUAUGUCCUAUAUUCUACUUAUUUAUUUAUUAUUUGCAGUUAGACAAUUAUAAUUAAAUACAUUUAUUAGGGCGGUCCCCGUUUUUAUAUUUUCAAAAUGUCAAUUAACUCGGAUCCCGUUAACUUGUUUUUAGUAACGCGAGAAAAAAUGUUACGAAAAAUCGCAUAACGAUAACUCACCUCUUUCACGUCCCUAGAUUUUUUUUUAGGAGGGUGUUUUAAUUUUGUGUUUAGAUGUAACUUUAUAACUUUAUUGUGCGCAUGUAACACACAUAACAUUAUAUUAUGUUAUGUGUUAAUUAUUAAGUAUAUUAUAUACACAAUAUUUAUUAUCUAUGUAUCUAUGCGUAACACAUCUUGUAGAAAUCCGAUGCAUAACUGCAUAUAAUAAAAAUUAUAAUUGUCCGCAUAAAUAUAGUCAAAGAGGGGAGUUUGAACACUAAAACACCCCCACCCUCUUUCUCCCAACGUAACUGCGACAACGGAUAGUAGUUUUCCGAUUUUUUUGGAUUUAAGGGGGGGGGAAACCCCGGAUAUAACUCUUUAAAGUUUAAAGGACCAUUAUUGGGAAUUUCCGAUAAAAAAAAAAAAAUUAAAUAAGUAAAUACAUUAUUUAUAUAUUUAUCUUAUAUAUAAAAUUCUCGUGUCACGUGUUUGUGGUGGUCGCACUCCUCCUAAACAACGAUUUUAUUGGAAAUUUUUGUGUAUAUUUGGUAAGUCUGAGAAUAGGUCGUAAAGUAUACACCAAAUAAUUUAGUUUUAAGUAUAAUAAAUACAAUUUUUUUUUUGUCGAUUUGUGUUACCCCGGUAACAGGGAUGACAAAAAAUGGUGAUUUAUUAUUAUUAGAAAUUAAUCGGAAUAUAUCACGUGAUCAUCAAAAUCGGUCCAGCCAUUCUUGAGUUAUAAAUGGUGUAACUAACCCAAAUUUGUUUUAUUUGUAUACUUAUAUGUAUUUUGUUCAUUCAAGGGUUGCCAUGGAAAAGAAAAAUAUAAUAAUAAUAAUUAUUAUUACUGUUAUUUACACUAUUCAAAUUUCACAAUAGAACACAUUUAGUCCGCCGAAGGUGGACUACCCACUUUUCACCUAUUUGUUUUCAUUCAAUUCUAAUAAGGCCAAAACCAAAAAUGAAUACGGGUAAAAUAAUAACAGUACAAAUUGGCACGGAUAACGCCGGGCGCGGGACAGCUAGUAUAUCAAUAUAUAUAUAUAUAUAUAUACAUAUUAUUCUUAAAGUUCACAAAAAGCGCUUAAAAAGUCAUAAAAGCCCUAAAAAUAUCAUUAAAAAAAUAUUUAAUAGAGCAAUAAAAGUAGAUGGUUUUAAAAGUUUCCCCGUCUAUGGUUUCUGACUUAUCGAAAACAAUUUUUUAACAUUAAAAAAAAAAAACCGAUUAUUACAAAUUAUUAUACUAAUUUUCUUCAAGUAUACUUGUACGAGUAUAAAAAAAAAAAAAAAAAACCGUUUUGUAUUAAUUAUUAAUUGUUAGUGUUAGAAAAUAGUAUUUAAUAGAACCGUUAAGAGCGGAGAUUUUAAAACCCCAUUACCAUUUUUGUUUUUUUUCAAUAUUUUUUCAAUUUUUUUUUGCGGAUUUUAAGUGCAUACAUAUAAAUCCGUUCUCUAUAAUUAUUACGCGUAUACGCGUCGACGGUAAGCCGUCAUAACUAGGGUCCGAAUCUCUAUGCUCUAAAACCUUAGAAAUAUACGCUAAACAAAUACGCAUUUAUGUUUUUUUUUUUUUUUUUUUUGUAAAAAUAUACCCUUAAAAAUAAAACAUUUUUUUUUUUUUUUAAUUUGUAUUACAUUUGUCUUUGUUUUUAAAGUAGACACACGAACGAUCGGACGACGCUUACAACAAAAUCGAUUAAAAAAAAAAAAAAAAAACUUUGUAUUUCCGCAGUUCUAUGUUCACAGCGAUAUUCAAACCCGUGUCUNUUACAUUUGUCUUUGUUUUUAAAGUAGACACACGAACGAUCGGACGACGCUUACAACAAAAUCGAUUAAAAAAAAAAAAAAAAAAAAUGUAUUUUAUUUUAAUUAUUUCUACGGUCAUUUUUAAACCAAUAUAAAUACAAAAUAUCGAAAAACAGUAAAAUACACGUACGAAAUAAGUUGAAAAAAAAAAAAAAACUUUGUAUUUCCGCAGUUCUAUGUUCACAGCGAUAUUCAAACCCGUGUCUUGUCCAGCUAUACUUUCCGGACUGUGUAAUGAAUAGAGAAACAAGAAAAGAAAAACGCGCAUAAAUCCCCGGGACGUACGACAGUCGUGCAGACUCACGACCGUUGUCGCGCGCGCGCGUUCGCAUUACAGUGCCCACUCGUUCGGGCUCGUGUAUUUACCCCGUCAUAAAACGUCGCGUUUACAUUUCGGUACGGUGCCGCGAGAUUUUCCACAAUUACGCGCGCAGUUGCGCAACGUCAACGCGCCGCACGCGCGCGCACCGCCCGUACGCCCCCGCCGCCGUAAGCGUAAUACGCAAUUUACAUUUACGUAUGUAAAGUGUACGCGGCGGCGGCGGCGUUGCGCGGGUACAGUAACGUACACGCCGCGUUAUUUGACAAAAACGCGGGAACACGUCGUAACAACAACAACAACAACAACAACUACAACAACAAUAAUAACAACGCCGACGACAACGUUUACGCGCGCAGCGUUGUGCGUGCAGGCGAGAGAUACGACAAAUGGCCAAUGAAUUGCGCAACGUCACGACGCGCGGCGUAUACCUGUAGGUGUGCGCGCGCGCUCGCAUUGAUGGACAUUCGUUGUGACACCGCGUCCCGACGGAACGUAUAAUAAUAUUGUUAUUGUUAUUAUUGUUGUUGUUGUUAUUACGUGCGCCGGUGUUCGACAAUGACGGGCGCGCGACGGUUACGGAGAAAUAAACGACCGCCGCGGCGGCGUGGCGGAAAACUCCCGAAAACGCGAGCGGAAAUAAAUACGAGGCCGUCGCCGUUAUUUAUCGUACGUGUUUACCUGCCGCCGCGACACGAUAUUUCGUCACGGCGGCGCGCGACUUGCUCGGCGCGGCGCGAUCGAUUUCGAUCCGGCGCGGCGGCGUGGCUCGACUGGGGAUGGGGGUGGGCGCCCGGGGGGAUAAGGGCGGGAUCCGGGAAUUUUCCGAGCUGGUAGGGCGCGCGCUUUUUGCCCCGGUUUUUCUUUUUUUUUUCCGUCGAAUUUCGCGUUUUCAAAACAAUACGGCGGCGGUUCGGAACGCCCGCGCGCAUUUGAUACACGAAAUAAUAUUUCCAUGCGAAAGUAAACACCCGUAGAAAUGCGUACGGUCCGCGCACACGGUCGGCGGGUAGGUAUGCUGCGACGCCGGUCGGUUAUUGUACCGGUUCGAUUUAUGGAUGUUUAAUUUCGCGAAAUUUCCAAACGUUUAAAACGACUACGCCGCCGUAACAUCCGCUAGUCCCGCAACGGCGACGCUGUAAUGCGUCGGUUGUUCGCACGCGGUUCUAUUUCAGCCGAUUGUUUAUAAUCGUUUUAAACACUGUUAUUAUUAUUAUUGUGUCCGUGGAGAGAAAAAGAAAAAAAAUCAAAACUUCAGGAAAUCCGUUAUGGACGUAUGUAGAUAGCAAAAGAGCUAGAAGAGCCCGGCGAGAAAGCGAAGCAAAAGCAGCGGUUUUCCCGCGUGCCGGCGAAAUAUUCAAGAGAGAUACACAAGAAAAAAGCUUCUUGUCGGCACGAUUAUAAAAUAUAUAAAUACAUGGAAUACAUUUUUUAAUCAACUUAUAGGGGAGGGGGAACCCCUGGUGCCACCACUGAAUCCUCCGCUAACGAUCCAGCGAUUUUCCCGCGGAGGAUUUCGUGUGAAUUCGAUUUCUAUUGUUUUAUCCCAGGAGAUUGCUAAAAACUGACAAGUCACUCGUAUUAUAGUUAUGCCACAGUGUAUUCAAAAAGUUUCGGGGGAAUACGUGGAAAUAAUUUUUUAAACUUGAACUCUCUUUAUCACAAGUAAAACUAUAGUAAAAGGCGAAAUUCUCUGAAAACUUUGCAAAAGUACAAUUGAAUUUUAGGCGAAACAGUCGCCCGUAAGCUGAGAAAAAGCGCAUAUCGUAAAAGAAUCAGAAUCUAAGGACAUACACACCGUAGUAAACCGUGCAUUCCUCGCUCAACUCAGAAUCUGCGAUACCCGCAGAACGAAUAAAAUAAUAACACACCACGGUGUUUCGGCGCCGGUGUUAUAAUAUUAACUUCCGCGACUAAUGGAACCAUUAACAUAAUGCAAUUAGGCGUGUGCAGGUAAGUCGUUAAAAUCAGUAAACGAUGACGAACACUGAAUACGCUUAACAAAAUAUUACUUUUAAUCGAUUGCAUAUUUACUUAAGCACUUCAGAUAUAUAUCGGUACCUAUGGGUAUAGGUGUGUAAGUGCACGUUUGUUUUUAUUCGACUGUAUACAUAUAAAAAAAAAUGUGUAAAACCUGAAAAAUUAGAGACCGUGAUUAGCAUUAAUGACAACACCGUUGUCGAAAUACGUAUUCUUUAAACAAUUUGAAGGAUUUUCGUGGUUUGUAUUUCAUAUAUUUAAUUAUACGGUUAGUCAUAUUAUUUUGGUUAAUUAAUUUGAUUUGACUGCUGUUCGUUAUUUAUUUACGCUACGUCGACGAAAUAAAAAAAUAAAAAAGAACUGAUACUGCUGAGGUGUGCCACAGUUGUAGAUGGCAAGGAAGGAUAAAUGAGGUGGCGUAAUUUAUAUCUGUACGUAACGAUAAAUCAUUGUCAACGCAAAACGAUUCUGAGCCAAGUUCGGUUAAUCGUGUGUGUUGAUAAACACGAAUUGAAAAUUGCGUUUAUUUGUAACUAUAAAAUAAAUUACAAUUCUCCGUAUCGAAUUGUUGAGUAUUUUUAUCGGGUCAAAAAAGUCGAAUCCGCGUAAACCGGAAAACAGUACGCGUAUUACUCGAAAUGCUGUCGGUUUUCGUCAAAAUCUGAAAGCGAAAUGUUUAUUAGAAAAUCUCGAUUAUACAGAUUUUCGAUAGCUAUUGGAGUACCGCAGAGCAAUUUUCGAGCAUUUUUGAGUGAUAAAACAAAUUUUAUCCACAUAAAGAAAAUACACAUGCACACACCCACACAUCGUAUUAAAACCAAUACAAAUAACUUAACUAAAAAUAAGAGACGAUAAAAAAAAAAAACGGAAAUAAUUUUGUUAAAUAUAUAUGUAUAUAUUUGUAUUUUAUUUUUUCAUUUCACCGCUUUUCACAAAUCACAAUAUUCAAUUGUAUAUUCCGUUUCACAUCACAAUAAAUAGUGUAUUUUUUUAUUUUUUUAUUUUUUUAGAAAAUAUAAAAAUAUAUUUUCAAUCUAAUCUGCUGUAGUAUAUUUUUGUACAGUACAAUAAACACAUUUUAUAACUUUAUACAUAUUAUUAUUACCAAUAAGUUCGAUAGAAAAAGUAAAAAAUCAUUUAGUGAGAGCGUGCAUAUUUCCCUCGAUUCAAUAUUAUAAUAGUUCUCAGUUCUCGACGUUUUUUUUUUAUUUUUUUUUCAUUUUUUUCUGUGUACAAUAGGUGAACAAAACAAAAACAAAAAAAAUCACACAAAAUAGAACAAAUGUAGAUUUUCUGGAUAACAGAAUGUUUAAGGGGGGGAAAAAAAGUACACGUUAACUUUCCCAACCAACAAGCAGGUAAUAUAUAAUAUUAUUGUUACAAAAAUAAUUUGCUCACACGAACUACGGUUUUUUUUUUUUUCCCAGAUAACUCCUGAUUAUAUUAUUAUAAACGGUUUUCGGCGUAAUGCAACCAUAUUUGUAUUAUAAUGUCGUUUCCAUAAAUUAAGGCGAUAUAAUGGUAAUAAUAAUAUUAUCUAUGAUACACGUAGGUAUUACACGGUUUUUCAUAAUAUCAACUCGACAGGUAUUUUCGAUUUUCACAGUGUACACCCGUGUUGGUUUACUGUAUAGUUACACAUUACGGUGUCAAUCACACGAAUAAUCGCGCGGCGGCAUAUUUCAAACCAUGUAAUAAUACAAUAAGCGGGGCGUACCUAAAUAGUACACACCUGACAGUUUUAAUAAAAUAUUAGGUGCCUAUAUCGUUUACACCUUUUGCGAAAAUAUCAUUUUACUUUUCGUCAUUUUCGUCGUCGAUGUCGAAAAUCCCAUAAUUUACGCGCCUGCUAUACCUGUUACGAUAUUAUCUAUUGUUAUUAAGUUGAUAACACAUAUGGACGAUCCACAAAACUGUAGUGUGCACACACCCCGGCCGAUAGUAUUGUAUAUAGGAAUGGAAAAUAAUAAUUUUUUUUUUAUGGAUUCUAAGCGCCCCGCGCCGAUGUUGUGUUUUUAUUAAUCAUUUAUUUAUUUGUAAACUGAUUUUUAGCAGAAAUCUUGAUUCAAUCAAACACUUAUAUUGUUAUAGAAACUUUUUUGUAGAAUCAAAUUUAUUGUAGAAAUAGAUGAUUAUUUUUCUUUUUCCUUGUAGUUUUUUUAACAAUUGAGGAAAACUUAUGGCAAUAUAGAUUUCGUGUUGUUUUCGAAUUUGGUGAAAUAUUCAAAAUUCUAACGAUUGUUGAGAUAUAUGUAUUUAUUGGCAUUAGACAUUUUAGAUUUUUUUUUUUUGUUAUUAUUUAGUUUUGUGUUGAUAAAGCAGAAUUGACCGAGCAGAAAUGCUUUGAAAUUUAACACACAAUUUUUAAGUUGUACUUAUGUGGUAAAAAAAAAUAAAUUAAAACCGUAAUUAUAAAAUCUUCAGUUUAUCUAGAGUAAAUUUCAUCCAUAUACGUGUAUCUUUAAACAUUAUCAUACUAAAUUAUAUCUACUAUAGAUACAACGUGGUUCAAUCUUACUACAAUAAAAGAUAUACGUUCGUAUUUUAAACAAUUCUUUAAAAAAUAAAAAUUAAAGAAGUCUACAUGCCGACUCCGACUUGGAGAGCGGUUUGUUUUUUUCUUUCCUAUAGAGUGAUUUUCUUCGUUAUACUAAUAAAUUAUAUAGGAUAGUUUAUCAUCUGCACGCAGUCCAUUUUUAUUUUAUUAUAUUAAUCAUAUAGAUAUAAUAUCUGUUUGAUAUUUUUGACAUUAGGUUUUUAUUGCCAAAGCGGUAGGGAUUGUCUAGUAUAUUAUGGUUGUCAGAUACUUAUAGAAAAUACGGUCUGCGGAUUAUUAUAUUUUAAUUAUAUUUUAGAUUACCAUAGCAGUAAUUGGGUUUGUUUUUGUAAAUAACCAAAGACUAAUCUAGUUUGUCGUUUGGAACAAUUAAAAAUAUUAUUGAUGUUUUGAUGUGUACACGGGAAUUGAGUAUAGAGAGUAGAAAGGUCAUAUAUUAUACAAAUCAUAUAACAUUAUCAGUUUUUAUGUUAAUAUUAUUUCUGAUCAAACAAACUGUACACCUUUUAUAAGAUUUGUUGGACCAUAUCAACAUUUUUACUCGAUGUAUAUUUUAUCGAGAAUGUUGUCAAUUAUCGUUGGACAAAUUGUUGACAUUUUGUAUAAACUAAAUUGCUAGUUUAUCUCGUGUAUACAAAUCGUUAGUAGAGAAACAUCGAUAAUAAAUCCAGGAAUUGCGCUAAUGUGCAGUUCUAAAAGAAAUAUUACGCAGUUCUUAAAAACCAUUAAGAAUUUUCUUCAGUAAGUACAACAAAUAAGGGCGAAAAAGCUUCAAAAGUAUUUUAUUUUAAUGUUGCGUGUUACUCAAAGCUUCAAAUAAUAAUAGUCAUUGUGAAAAUAGGGAAGAAUUCAUUGUCAUCAGAAGUCAUUAUACAAAGAAAUAAAAUCAUCUUGAUCUUUAUUUUGUAUAGUUCAUUCAAAAUGUUUUAAAAAUAUAUAAUUCUUAUUAAAAUGCCAAAAUAAAGGACAUGGAGUUAGUUAAAAAAAAAUGUUGGUCUCUAAAUGUUUUCCCAACUACAGCCAUAAAAUAGGCAUGCACAUUUUAAUAUUUUUCCGAGCACAAGCUCUAAAUAUGUAAUUUUUUUUUUACUAUAAUAUACGUAUGCAUACGUUUGGUUAUUGUGUUGUCCAUAUAAUCUGUUGUAUGGACGUUUUAAAGUUAAUAAUGCGUCCAAGACAAACACAAUUUCGAUGCAAAAAUUAUUAUACCUAGGUAUAUAAGCUUUUCACGAUUAUUAUGGAUAGAUACGAAUUAGUUGCAUUAUUGCAUUAAGUAAAACGUGCAGUGUAGGUAGAUAUUUACUUUAAAUAAAAUAUAACAUGUCGACAAGAUUAAUAGUGUUCAUAAAGUAGAUCAAUAACGUUUUAGGAAAUUUAUUGAGAAACUGCUCCGAACUUGCAGAAUACCUUGAUAUUAUAUAUAUAUUUAUUUUUUUUUAAACAUUUUUUUAUUUUUUUUAUUAACUGCAGCACUAGUUACGGGUUUGACCACGCAACUUCAAGUUCUCGCGCCGCGGUCCUUACAUUAAUAACAACAAUAAUAGUAUUAUAUAUCUAUAGUUAUUAAUAAUAUUCAAUAGUUUGUACAGAGUUCAAAAUUGUUUAUCGUAAAUGUCGAGUACUUAGGUAGUUAUUAGUUUGAUAGGUACAGUUACUAUAUUUGCCAAUAUAUAUGUAUAUAAUAAUGUAAGAAAACUAUGGAAUUCAAAACAUCGCGGUACCUAUGAUAUAUAUUAUGGAUACUCUAUACUCGACUACUACUCGUGUAAUAUGUGUGGGUACGAAAACAAAACGUUUAAUAAUUUAUAACAAAAAGCGAUUUAUGAUUGCUAUUAUAGGACAUUGAUUACGCGCAUAUAUGUGUAUAAUAUUUAUGUAUCAUUUUUAAUACCUGUUUGUAGCGGUAACAAUAAUGAUAAUAAAAACGAACAAAAUUAAGUACAAAUUAAGUUGUAAUAAUGUAAUUACUAUCGGACUAAUAAUAUUACUUACUAUCUGCGGGACGGAUAGCCUUGACUAUCUAUACAUAACACGUAUGAUUAUGCUCUGCAGUAGGUAUAGUUACUAAUAUACAAAGUAUACCUAAUAUCCAUGUAAACGUUGUGAAACCUCCUUUUUUUAACAUUCGCAUGAAACCAGUUUAGGAAUUUAUGUACAAUAAUACCUAUAUGUUGUACGGGUUUAGAUACAUGAUUGUAUGGUAUUGAAUUUUUCGAUAAAUUAUCGCGAGUAUAACAUAAUACAACAAUAUUCGUUUUCGAAAAUAAAUAUUCGCGGUUGAAUAUUCUCAUGAUACAGUAUGCCCGUGGUGAUCGAUAAUUUUUUAUUAUUUGCCCAAUAUAAUAUAUUUUAAUCGCGGAUAGGCGUGUACACACAUACACAUUACACACACUGCACUGCACUGCAUUGCCGAUAUCUGCAGUUGUAUAUAUACACAUAACAAAGAAAACUACUAAUAUCAAAAACGAACGUCUACACCGCUACCGUAACAUUCGGUAGCGGUUUGUGAGCCUAGUGAGCUUUGGUGUUGGAUAAAGAUCAGUUUGGAAAUAUCUAGAUAAUCACACGAGAUGAUAAUUGCUGGAAUAAUUACUUGGACGAAGGUAAAAGAUGCAUAACAAUUCAACUAUCUAGAUAAAUAUAAAUAAUCAGACAUUAUUUUAUCUAGAUGAAAAAAAAAAAUGUACAUAAUUUUGUUCAUUAGGUACCUAUCGUAAAACUAUGAAGCGCUAAAAGCAGUAAACGCAUUCCAGGUUUAGUACAUAAUAUCUAGAUUUAGAUGUGCUGUGUAAUUAUUGAUGUAACUUGACGAUUAAUUCAUCAAGUCAUAUUUAUAUAACUUAAAUAGUUGAUCUAUUGUUUUCGAUAAAUAUUAAACAAUUACGAUUUAAAAAGAUUUGUCUAGAUUAAUUAUUUAUCUGGAUGAUUCGAUUAACUUUACCCCGGAUAACGAUUCAGAAAAAAAUAUUUCUCAUUUAUCCAGAUAAAAUAGAACAAACGGACAUACCUAUUUAGAUUAGAAACACAACACUGUUUAAUGUAAACGAAGAGGCGAAUACACAAGUUUUAAUACAUUAAUAUUCUAUGUACAAUCAGAAAUUAAAAAAAACGCGGUACUAUUAUAAUAUUGAUUUGUUUUUUGUUUUGUUGAUUUUAGACUUCAGUAAUCAAUAAUUGUUUUUGAAAUUUGAAAAUAACCUAUAAUUCGAAAGAAAUUCAUUUGUAAAGUUUUGAACGACGACAUAUUUACACUUGUGAGUUUUUAUUUUAACGAGAAAAUUGUUUUUGGGCGUCAAACUCGCCUCGUCUGUCGAGCAGCCGCUAGUAACAUUCGUAAAUCGUUAAAAAAAAAAAAUAAUGAAUCGCGUUUUGUUAUUAUUAGACAGAGGAAUAGAAGAUAUUAAAUUAUUACACCGCGAAUCUGGUCGUCGACCUAUAACCCAACCUAAAUUCUAUACAACAGUAAUAACCUAAUCUAAUGUACCUGCAAUACGGCACAACAAUUAAUUCCGACUGUGUGACCGGCGAGGCGUUUUUUUUUCUAUCUUGAAAUUAAAUUUAACACCGCGGUCGUACUACAUGAUAAUAAUAAUAAUAGUAAAAUUACAUACGCCGAUUUAUUUUUCGAUUUUUUUUUUUUUUUAUUAUUUCUAAUCGUCUUUCGGGUGGUCUUUGGGCCGAUACUAUUCCAUCGAGGAUGGGACAUAAAAUAAUUUACACGCAUAUUUUUAUAAAUCUACUACUGUACUAAUAUACCACGGCGGCGGUGGCGUCAGCAUGUGGUGAAUUUUUUCUCAUUCUUUCAAAUCGAUUUAGAUUUGUAUUCAACCCGAUGUCUGAUGCUGCAGUAUAGAUAACAAUAAUAUAUAUAUAUACAAUAGGUAGGUUACACUUGAAAUCGAUAUAAACGUACGACAACAAUAUCUUAUCAACACCCAUUAUUAUUGUACGGGUAUCGUCGUUUUCGAUCAUCUGUGUAUUAUUAUUAUUAUUAUUAUUAUUAUUAUUACUAUUACUAUUCUAGCUCCCGUUGUCACAAUAGAUUAUAUUAAGAAAAAAAAAAAAAUGUCUCGAGGAGAUAUUUUAUUUUUAUUAUUAAUUUUCUAUUAUUGUAUACGAACGCACGUGCUAUCAAAAAAAAAAAAAGAAAAGAAAAAAAACAAAUUUACAUCUAUUAAAAUUAAACGGUAUUUUGUAGUGGUUUUUUUCUUUUUUUUUUUCUUGACAAUAGAUUAUUAUAAAUAUUAUAUAAAGACACUAUAGGUAUUAUGUAUGGGUACCUAUAUAUUUACUGGGAACGGUUUUAACAGCGGCGUGCGCGCGUGAAAUGUUUCAAGCUGUAGUACAACCGCCGCGUCGUUGUUGUUAAAAAAAAAAAUAAAUAAUAAUAUUAAAAUAAUAACAUAUUUAUAGGUAGCAUUAGGUGAUGUCGAAGUGGUAUGUACACACGUAUACACAGUACCUACUGCCGGUAACCUUCGUCCAUCAACAAAACGCCGCCGCGAGGACUUUCACUUAAUAUAAUAGUAAAGGUUUAUAAAAUAUAAUAUAGGGCAACUAUAAUAAUAAUAAUAAUUUGUUUUUUAUUUUUUCGCUCAAAUUUCUCAAUUUAUACAACUAUAAUACAGCCAACCUAUAAUAGGUACAGGUAUACACUGUAUAAUAUAUUAUAAUAACAUAACUGCAAUGAGUGAUACUGUCAGUAACAAUACAUAAUAUUAUUAUUAGGUAGGUAUUUUAAAAUAUAAUAUGUAAUAGAUUUGGCCAACGGAAUCGAUUUACCCGUGGGUACCUUGAAUUCGUUUUUUUCCCCUAUACAAUUAUCAAAAUGGUUUUCGAUGUCGUUCUUUAUUAAAACGCGUAUAGUCGUGUCGUUGUAUCCGAAUGCGUCGUGAUUAGGUUAAAACCUUAAAACGUUUUUUUCCCGGUUUUUUUUUUUUUGCUCGUGUUCGCGGUUAAUUUCAUUCCCCCCGAAACCCUGAAAUGCGUAUACAAUGCGUACGGAUUACCUAUAUUACUCGAUAUUCCUUUUAUUCUGUGCGCCGCGAGACUGUACGUAUUUAUAGCAAAACUAAUAAUAUUGUCAACGAAUCCCCUAACCUUACCUUCGCGUCUUUACGGGCCAUUAUCGAUUUCCUAAAUAAUAAUAAUAUUCCUAUCGCUUUUGCAUUAUACAGGCAUGGUUUUUAUUAAUGUAAUUUACGAAAAAAAAAAAAAGAUGUAUUGUAUUAUUAUUAUAAAGGUUUUUGUACAUUUCAAUAAUGCUCUGAAUGGUAAGGAUUUCAAGUUCUUUUUUUUUUUUUUUUUUAAAUCAACAUCUUUUCAUUAUUCCAACUUUUGAAAAUCAAACCUACCUAUAUCGAUUAAAAUAUUAUUUACACGAUAGCGUUGUAACGGUUGAAUUCAAAUCGUGAACUGAUAAAAAUGGCUUGGCUAAAUAUCUAUUCUACUUGUUUAUAUAAUAAUAAUAAAAUAUCAAAACGUGCGUAUAGAUCUGAAAACGGUUCAGCUAACAUUUUGUUAAUUUAAUACGUAAUUUUGUUAUCUUGUUGAACCGAAUAUUAUAAUUUACCGUUUAAUGUCAAAGUAAAUAUCUGAUGGAGUAAAAAAAGAAAAGAAAUCGAAACGUGAUUUUUUAAAACAACGUGUAGUAAUAAUAUUGGUCACGCAACGGACAAACGAAGAGAUGAAAAGUGAUGCGGUUUCGAAAACGAGUCUGUACGUUCGUUUCGAUAAACCGUUUCGAACCUUCAAAACGAUUUCAAUUUUCAAAAGCUACCCCUAGUGCAAAUUUUGAAAACUGUUUUAUGUUUUUAAAGUGUUUACACGACGUGAAUAAGAUUUAAGUAAAUACCAAAACGAUAUCACUUCAAACCGUUUUAAUGACAUCACAUAAUAAACGUAUAUUAAUAUUAUCUUGUGUAUAAUAAUAUGUAGGUAUCUAAUAUUUUAUACAUUUGUUAAUUUUAUCGUUUAUUUGCUGCAGGAAUAAAACGCAUGAUAAUAUAGUCAAGUCAAAAGUGUUUACGGUUUUUUUUUUUUUAAAAAAAUGAUAAUAUAAUAUUAUAGGUAUAUAUAUGUUUUCCCUUUUCUCUGGGAUACAAAGCAGCGAAACAUUGUGUUUUAUUACGCAACAUUGCGCGUUCUUAUUAUUUGUGAUUCGGCAAAAAUUUCCAUACCGGAAAAAUCGAAAUAAUAUUGUCAUUUCGACAUUUUUGAAAGUCUAUACACAAUGUAUUAUGUGCCUACGUGAUUGCGCAGACCCGAAUCUUUAGCCCAAAAACGAUUUCGAGUGUCUAUAUAAUAUAUUCUGUUGGGCAGGUAUAGGUACCUACCCAGCUAUGAAUUAUCAUAAUUACACAUACCAAAAACAAAUCAAAUUUGUAUUAUAAAGUUGUUGGUUUUUUAUUUUUUGAAAUCAUAUCUACCUUUUUAAUGCAUAUAUAUAUAUAUAUAUAUAUAUAUAUAUAUACACACACACACAUGUAAUAUUGAUUGGCGAAUAUACGAUUUUCGUAUCCAAUGAAUGAUGAUCGUUUAUACGUAACAUAAUAAUAAUAUUCACAUAACAAUGAUAUCUAUUGGACAUUGUCGCAGGUAUAUAUACAAUGGCGAUCGUAUACACGUGUAAUAACUAAUAUCAGUAGGCAGCAAAAAAAAAAUAUAUAUAAAGGUACGUCGAAGACAUAAAACUAAACCGCGUUUGAUUUAAUAUAAUAACAUUAGUAUAUAAAAAAAGGAGUUAUAUAUUUUAAAUUUGAAUUAAAAAUAGGUUCGAAUCUUAGUCUAUAUUUUAUAUUAUGUCGAUUGGGAAAAAUAUGAAAUAAAUAGAGAUUAUUAACUUAAGAGAGACAGAAAAUUACCUUACUUUAUUAUUAUAAAAUAUAAUACCCUUAUUUUAAAUACGCUUUUUCAUUUCGAAAUAAUACGUACACAAUUCCAGCUCUCCUCUAACGAUUAAUGACAAAUUCAAAUUUCAUUUAAUUCAAUUAAACACAUUUCUGUAUGGUAUGAUAUUUUUAUCCCCGAGUCCUUUUUUAAUUUGCAAUAAUUAUAUUAUUUUAUUUUAAAUUGGUACUUACAUUACCUAUAUCAGGAUAUUUUUUUUUAUGCCUAAAUGGAAAUACAGUUGAGUCCAUUGGACACUCAGUAGUGUACAAUUUUGCUUACUGUGUGUCUACAAAAAAAUAGUUAAAUUAUUAGUAGAUUGUGUAACAAAAAAUUAUAUUUUAUGUAGAAAACACUCUCACUGGUAAAGGCAAGUGUAACUGGGGAAAGUACAAAAGUCGAGGAGAAGGCUCGGUCUAUCUGCUCGUGAAGCUUUUUUUAAUGGAAGGGAGAGUAAUGAACACGCAGUGGAUAUUCACUAAAAAAUGCACUGCAUUAUAAUAUUAAUAGCGGUUUUGGAAUUUACUGCGCGUGUAGAUGGGUUCAGCUUUCUACACAUAUUAUAAUAACAUACGUAAAAAUGUAAUUUAUAUAGCUUGUGAAAUUUAGGUCUGUUAUCCUUACUAUCACAGAACGUAGUUUUAUUCAUAAAAACUCUUAAAAAUAAAUAGAUUAUAACAAUUAUUAUUAUAGAGGAAUCAAAAUGGGUGAAAAGAGAAUUUGUUUGCGUCGACAUGAAUAUCAUUUUGGAAUAGGUAAAUCAGUUUUUCAAUUGAUUUACUUGUAUAUUUAAAUUCAUGUAUCGGACGUAAAUAUCAAAUUCGAUUGGUUAACAAAUAUUGUUAUUUUAUAGUUUAAUCUUUAAAUGAAAUAAUAUUUAGGUAAUGGGGAUUAAUGAUUACAUGUGUGUAGUAAUAUAAAAAAAAAAAAAAAACCAUAUUCAUCAUAAUUUGUGUUUAACGCAAUAAGUAAUAAGUAAGUUUUACGCAAUUGUAUAAGGACACAGGUAGGUACCAUCAAAUACUAUAAUUUAUUAUUUAAGUAGGUACCCACUAAUAUAAUAGGAUUUAAUUUUCAAACUGAAAUUUGUUUAUACGUUUUUAUUUUAUUAACUUUUUAAUUAAGUUACUAUUCGUGUAAUAAUAAUAUUAUUUAUAUAAGUACCUUACCUACCUGUAUUGAAAUUGGUUUAUAAACUUUAACGAUCUUAUAUACUUUUAAACUGUUCUAGAUUAAUCUAAAUACAUUUUAUAAUGCAAUUAUAAAUCUAGUUGGGAAACUUCAUUCUUAACCAAUUGAAAUAAUAAUAUGUUUAUAGGUACCUAUGAUUGGCGAUAUCUGAAAAGUUUUAAUUUAAAUCGUAUUAUUUACUUAUAUUAUAUUUAAUUAUUCAAAUUGAAGUCGACGUUGAUUUUUAAAUUUAAAAAUUUUAAAUAGAAAAUAUAAAAAAAACUGUUUAGUUAGUUAAGCAAAUAUAAUGUAUACCUAUAUAUUUUUUAUAAAAUUGUACCUAAUUGAAAAAAUAACCAAUUUGCGAAAUAUAAAUUACUUUAAUAGCUAGGUAUAAGUAUACUAAUUAGACAUUUGUGUCUUUGGUAUUUUAUUAUUUAUAACGAGCGAAACUUAUGAUUACUGUACGUAUAGAAUAUAAAAUACACUAUACACGUAUACACACUGCAACUGGAAUAUAUCAUGUGAUUAUUUUCACCAAGUGAAAUUCCAUCACGACUCUCUCUCUCUAUAUGCCACCGUUAAAAAAAAAAAAAAUACACAUAGGUACGUUUUACUCGAUUGGAUAUAAUUUCGAUUUGUAUUCUCGACGCUAAACGUACCUAGUUAAAACUUUAUCGAGUGACCCAGUAAUAUUUUCAUAAUAACUACUUUAUCAGUACACAUUUUUUAUGCUUAGGUGAAUGUAUAGCUAUAUUUUCUAUUUAUAUGCUCUUUUAUUUUAAUAUAUCUAUAUAUGUAAUAAUAAUAAUAAACAUAAAUAAAUGUGAUAUUAUAUUUUUUUGUUACGGAUUAUCUCUGGAACUGCUCCUCCAAUCGUUAUGCGGGUUUUUCAAAUUUUUUUUUAAAUUAUAGAGUAUAUUACGUAGAGGGUUUAAAGCUAUUGAAAUCCUGGAUAUGACCAGUAAAAGUAGUAGACCUAACCUGCAGUAGUUUGGGCUGAAUACAAAAUAAUAAAAAUUUAUAGGUAGGUAUUUUUCAUUACUUAGCAACCAUCAUAUGGCUAAUUUACAUAAGCUCGAAAAGAAAAUUAAAGAAAAUGCAUUUUUAAAAACUUUAGGACAACAACGGUUAAUUGCAGUGAUAAUGCCGGGGAUUGAAACAUGAUUUCCAGUGGGAAAACGGUUUUAUUACACAUUUGUUAGACACGGGCUAGUAUACAUAUAUAAUAUUUAUAUAUAUUAUGUAUGUAUUAUUGUAACUAUUAUAAUAUACCUAUAUGGGCUGUAUGUUUAUUUAAUAUUUAUUAUAUAUGUAUUUACGGUGUGUGCCCUCUGAGUAUAAUAUUAUAAUAUUUAUUAUUUUUUAGUGAUUUCUACAAUAUUCAUCACUAUCCUCUGUCACGUCUCUCAGUUAAUAAUUCUAAUAAUAAUAAUUGCAGUAUUCCAGAUUGUGUACUGCUUUUUCAGUACACGCUUUUAAGCGAGGUCACCCUGCAAGUGAUCGAUUUCCUAACGGAUUCAUCCCGUUGACUAUUCUUACAAUUAACCUCAAUUUUCGCAAUUUUAAGGCCAAUGUUCCGAGUUAAUAUUGAUCCCAGCCACCUAAAUUAGAGUACUUUAUUAAAACUAUGACCUUCUAUACAUUAUAGUACCUAUAUACUUGUUGGUAAUUUAUAUCCCUUCUUAAUAUUAUCACGUAAUUUGUUUUACUGAUAAAUAUAUAUAGGUAUAAUAUGCAAUCUAACCAUUUUGCUGUUUUUAUGAGUUUUCUGAAUGACUAUUUAAUUUGUAACCUAAAAUAACUAUAAUCGUGACGCCGACUUCCCAAUGCCGUAUGUCGGCACUAUUUUUUUUUUGUGAAUGUGAAAUUAUAGUAAUAAUAUUCUAUACAAAUAUUUAAUUUUUGUUUAUAGGUCAACAGCAGAGAUUCUUUUUGCCUUCAGGCAAUAACGGAAAUUUUGCCAUACCCCGAGGAUCGUUUCAAGAAGAUGCGGAUAGCGAUGAAGUGAUUGUUCCUCAACGUAGACUAUCUUCUGCUAAUCCAUUGCCAAUUCAAUCCAACCCUAGUUCAUCGAGUUUUUUUCCAUCCCAACAACAACUACCACCAGGGACAUUUACAAACUCUGGACCAUUUUCACGACCACCCACUGCUCAAUUUAUUUUGAAUGGUCAAACACAAUUUCAGGCCGUUCGAAGUCCAGGGUCUUUAAGUUUUUCUGAUACUUUACCUACUGUAUCACAGCCAUCAUUUUUUCAACAAGCACCAAUUCAGCGUCCACAACAGCAACAACAACAACAACAACCACCUCAACAACAGCCGCAGUUUAAUUUUUUUCAAAGUAAUUCUCAACAACAAAGAUUUCGACCAAUUGUUCAACAACAAGAUUCAAUUGAAGAGUUUGAAGAACAACAAAAUCCACAGCCCUCGUUAGUACCACAACAAUCGAGUCAAGAACGUUUUACUAGCGAUUCGUCGCGUCGGCCUUUAACUCAGAUUAACGGUAUACCAGGUGCGAGGAACCCUUCACCAGCAGGAUCUAUUAGAUGGUGGAAUCCCACACCAUCUGACACAGAAUCGGUGUCCGGCAAUGUUAAUAGUGAUGAAGAAUCAACAGUCGGUCCAAAAGACGAUUCAGCGGAAUUUAAUCAACAAAGACAAAUCCAAUCACAAAAGCGGGGACGUGUGCCACCCCAACAGGAAAAAAGAAGGCCAGCAAUAACUACACAUAGACCACAGUCUGGUCUAUCUUCGUUUCGAAACGUAAAUAAUUCGCCUGCUUCAGUUCCAGGCACGACAAUUAAUCGACGACCUACUACAUAUAAUCCAUCAUCUAUUAUAAUAUCAUCUACUACUUCUGUAAAACCCCCAUCCUUAAAACCUUCAGAAUCAUCCGAAGCCGUUAACAGACAACCGCCGAGUACCAUUAGAGGGAGAAAACCAGUAUUAUUUUCAACUACUACAACCACUGAAAGUACUUUAGAAGAUGAUCCAGAACAAGAGGAACCUCUACCCGUGGAAGAAAAGCGUCAAUUUAUUCCACGUAAAUCGACUACAACGACGCAAUCUCCUCAGUUUCCAAUUACCACAUUGAGGGCUGCUUUAAGGCCUAGACUAAAUUCUUCCGCGGUGUCUACCCCUCAACAACAACAACGAAUGAAAAAAAUUGUAAAUAAUCCUUCAAUACUUCAAAGCGUAAUGGUCAGGAAACCAAUACUGACAAGCACCAGUACAUCGACCCCCAAAACCACUACGCACCAUCAAAUAGUAGAAGAAUACGAAGAUUAUGAAGACGAAUAUACGACAGCAGCGCUUACAACAAUUGGAUCUACAAAUAGACCAAUAACUCAAUCACCUAUAACAAAACAGCAAAAUAAUAACACUUUAAUGACGACUUCUGAAAGUUGGUUCGUGGUUGCAAGUGUACAAACUAGUCGAUCGGUAUCGUCCAAUUCAGGUGGUGGGACAAAUAUGAAUCAUACAGUUCAAGAUGUAACAGAAUUUACAACUUCUAAUCCUACAAAUAAACAUCGAUUCAACAAUAAACCUACACCUACGACCCCUAGUACAACUACAGUUGAAAGUAUCAUCGAUAAAUUAGAUAGAGUUCAAUCAGAACUUUCAAAUGGGAUAUUAUACGGUAGCUCUUCGAAUACUAACAAUAGUAGUCGCAUUUUGACUGAAAUACAAAGUAGUAGUAACACUGAAGAUAAACGAAAUGAUGCAAUUAUACCAUUUUUUACAACUCCGAUGAUUGAGAAAACUACUGAAACGACUACUGCGACAACAACAACAACAACAACAACAACAACAACACCACCACCACCACCACCACCACCUCCACCACCAUCAACAACAACAACAACAACGACAACAACAAAAGCAACAACAACAAAAGCAACAACAACAACUGAAGAAACAGAAGACGACGAUAAAGAAGAAGAAGAAGAAGAGUCUGAUGAUUCUGAUAAAGAACCACAGUUUGUUCGGAAGUUUACCCCCUCUAAAGGAAGAACUACUCCUGCUACUAUAACUACUGUUAGCACAGUAAAAGCUUUAACACAGACUGGAAAGAAAAAGAGCUUAAUAGAUAAUGUUAAAUUUGAUGAAUUAUUAACCAGUGGAUUACUUCCACCAGGAUUUAACGCGAAACCUCCUCCAGCAUACAAAUCAAAGACAAUUACUACUACAACUGAAACCCCCGUAACUAAUACUGUUAAUAGUUUCAAACCAAAUAUUACUUCUAGUACUACGAUUAAUACUACACCUCUAACUAGCAGUACAACAGUUAAAUCAAAAUCGUCGAAUUUGAAUAUUAAGUUUACCGAUGAUUCAUCGGCAUUAGCUGCACUUUUACCACCAGGAUUCAAACUAGAAGAUGCUAUUAAACCUUUAGAUACCCUAUCUCCUUCUUUACUUCCACCAGGAUUUAAAUUACCUGCAGAAAAUGAAAAUACCACCGACAAAAGUAAAGAACCGGAAACAAUUUUAACAACAAUCAUGCCAACAAUCGAAGUAUCGUUAAGUACAACAACAACUCCAACAACUGUAGCUUCUAGCAGUACAACAGGAUUAGUUUUCCCUAAUAGUGGUAAAGGAACAAAUAACUCUGGAACUAGAAAACCAUUGCCAUCAAGUAAAAAGAUUCAAGCUUCAGUUACUAUAGCUCCAGUUAUUCAGAAGGGGUGGCCAGUUAGGUAAUUAUAAAUUAUUUUUUAUGGUUAUUGUCCGGGUAUAUAUAUAUAUGACAAGACGAUACAAGUUCUUUGACAGAGGUGUUAAGUUUAUGUUAAUUUAUAUUGGUCAAACCCAAAGAACACUAUUUUUGUUUGAUAAAAUCGAUUGAAUAUAAGUAAUUUCUCUUAUUUUAGGGCUACUACUGAAUUCACCGGUUGGUCCACUCCAUCAACUACGCCGCUUUCUAUCGAGAAAUUAUUACAACAAUCUAAAGCUUCGGAUUUAGCAAGUGCGAUGACAUCUACUUCAGAGCCAAUCUCUAGUACUACAACUACUACAACUACCACUACGACCACCAUGAAACCACCCCCAACCACAACACCUGGCCAAUGUUCUGAAAGUGAUUCAGUUUGCGAGCUUGUUGGUACAGUACGUUUAGUUGGUUCUGGAUCAGAAAAAUGGGUACCUGAAUUAUUAGACCACAAUACUGCAGAAUGGAGAUUAUUGGCUAGCGAAAUCGAAACACAAGUAAAUAUAUAUUUAUUUUGUAUUAUAUAAUAUAUAUAAUUGCUUUAAUUUAUUACUUAUAUAGCUCGAUAAAGUAUACAGCAAAUCACCUGCAUUGAGCAAAUGGUACAAAAAAAUAACUAUCGAUUCAUUUAGGUAUGUAUUUAGAACUUAUAAUAAUUAGUGUUUUUAACUUAUGAGUGUAAAUUGUAACAUAUUUUGUAUAAUAGUCCUGGAAAUAAUGAAAUAAGCGAUGGGAAAUCUGAUAAAAACGCCGGAGUGCUUGUUGACUUUUUCGUACAACUUAACCAACUUGGACGUACAGUCAGUACCACAGAUAUUCGACGUCUGUUUCAUGAAACGUUACAAAAAGAAGCUAAUCUAGGAUCUUCUGCGCAACCGUUGCAAUACGGAAAUGGUGGUGACUAUGAACGUGCGUAUUUAAAAUUAGGAAGGUUUACCGUCGACCCAGCACGUACGGAUUUCAUAGGUAAAUAAAGGUCAUUUAUUAUUAUUAAAUUAAAAGGACGUACGUGAGUAAAUAAAGUCGUGUAUCAUAGUCUUUUUCACGAAUGGUUUUGUUAUGUGGACGUAUCAAAAUAAAAUAAAACAUUUCAACGUAUUUAUUCGUUACCGCGAAAAUUAUAAUAUCCGCAAGCUUACUAUUAAUUAAAGUUUCUAUUUAUGCGAAUUUGUGUUCCAAAUAGACAAUGAAAUAUAUCUAUAAUAUUUAAAAUUAUACAAACAUAGCACUAUCACUUUUUUAGUAAAAUUAUAACAACAAUAAACUAUUCGAAAUGAUUUUAUGAAGUAUAACUACAUAAAUACUAUCUGUAUCUGACGUUUUAAAUUGAAUGAAUAUGAGUUAAUAGUUGACUUUUGAUUAUUACCUACCCGUUUUCAAUUCCAGUUGUAUUUAAACACUGGUUUCCGCCAGUUUACCUACUGUUUUUAAUUACGAAUUCCGUUCUAUUAAAAUAUUUUUAAUUUAAUAUCAAACCGAUAAUUAACUGUGUAGUUAUAUUGUAAUAUUAUUUAUGUUAUUUAGUAUUUGAUUGUUGGUUUAUAUUAUUAUAUUUAAUUUGCACGUUAUAGUACUGCCUAAAACCAACAGAGGGGUGACGGCAAAUACCGGAACGGAUGACGCUUGGUUACCGCAAUGGGCCGUAGCCGUAAUGGUUAUCGGACUCGCUUCGUUACUUUUCGUACUGAUAUUCGGAAUAACAGUGGUAUUUACACGUUUAUUAACUAUUCAAAUAUAUCACUUUCGGAAAUGUUUUAUUGAAUUUUAUAUGUACACCAGCUCGUUAGCCGUCACAAAAACAAUCAAAAAAUACCACCGCCCACUCUGCAGACGUCCAUCAUUUCCGACGAACACCAUCAACACAUGUAUGGAACCGGAAAGAACGGGCCUACUACCGGAAGUCGCCAUAUGAUGCACCACCCGCCGUCCCAUUCGAAUUCGAAUUACAACAUCAGUUCGUACGGUUACGAUAAUUACGCAAUCGACGACGACAUGAUGAUGCUGGACGAAGACGAUCUAGAAGACGUGGACCGUUUGUACGACAUGGACGCGGUGUGGGCCGACCACGACCACGAGAAAUUGAAAGUCUCGUCCAACAACAUAUCGAAAAAGGUUCGUGGUAUAGUCAUAUGUAUAAUAUUUUGAGGGUUUGAUGUGACAGCAGUACCUGAGAUUUGAACGUCAUGUCCAUCCGUAUGUCAAUUGUAUUAUAAUAUAAUUGUGUUAAAUGUAUUAUACCCCUACAUAGAUUUCUGUUUGAAUAUGUCGAGUUAUUGGAGUAUAUUUAAAGUUAAGAAAAACUUUCCCACAGUAAUUUAAAAAUCAUAUUAUAAUAUUAUAAUUUUUAUUUAUCAUGUAUCAUUGCGUGAUAAAAUAUCGAUUAUUUGAACAAUAAUUUGUUGAUAAUGUUGAAUAACUAUUUUAAAACAAAACCGAUAGAUAGAUUAGACAAUAUACACCGUCGCAUCCUAAUAUUAUAAUAUACAUUUUUCAUAAAUUAAUAAAAUAUAAAAACGUGUUAAAAUACCAUGACGAAAUAGAUUAGCAUAAACACAUUUUUAAUGAUACGCGCUCCUUUCACCAGACCCCAUUAAUUAUUCCCUUUUUUUUUUAUCAGUAUCUCCUUGGUCGUUUUUCUUCAGCAAACAAAUUAAAAAAUUGGCGGUCACUGCUUAAGAUAGACCACUGUUCACUGUCGUAGGUAGAAUACAUAUGGAGAUUUAGUUUACAUACAAUAAAUUAUUGCAAUUCAAAAUCAAUUAUGAGUUAAGUCUGAAGUGUAAAUUUUUUGAUACAUAUAAAUUGAACAUUUUAUUAAUUUGUAACUAACAUAUUUUUUAUGUUUCUGUGUAUUUAAUUUAAAUAUAUCAUAAUCAUAAAUUUAAUUUAACGUUGAUAAAAAUUAAUGACGAACUUCACGUUUAAUUUCUUUUACCGCUAAAUAUAACAUAGGAUAAAACAAGUUUUAUUAAAACAAACGUUAAUGUACGCGUUGUAGUAUUAGUAGUAGGUAGUAUUUGUAGAUUGUCGUAUGUUAAAUGUUGUGAUUUUUACAAGUUUUAACAAAAUUUAAAAUUUAACACGUGUAUAUAUAAAAGAGAAAAAUAUCUUGUAAAAUAUUUUAUAAUAGUUUUGAUAAUUGUGUAUACCAUAAGAGAAAUUCAUGAGAAACGUUGUAUAUAUUGUAUGUAAAUAUUCGGUGAACAUUUUAGAUCUGUUGGUUUAUUUUUCACUGAAUUAAAACACAAUCGAAAUCAACAGAAAUUGAAAAUAUUCCAAUUUUUCCUCCGGUUUCUUCUAAUUAUUAAAAAAAGUACGAGAAUAAUUAAAUUAGGAUUUCUCUAGGUAUAGCUCACAAACUAGACAAAAUGAUAUUAGAAUCAUCCUUGAAAUUGAUGAUUGGAAUAAAAUGUCUAUAAAUCAAAAAAUCGUAAAUUGUUUUAUGGGAGUAUGUCCUAUAAAUUGUAUUUAAUAUCGUCGUGCCCCCGUUAUCUUGUCCUCAAACCGCCGCUGGUACUGAUGGGGACAUGUAUCUAUUUAUAUUUUUUAUGCCUUAUCUUCAUUGAUUAUAUUAUAAUAUUACAGUAACUUUAUUCUUGUCUGCACAUCAUAUUGUCAAGUAUGGAAGCGUCCUCUGGGACCCCGCAACUGUGUAUGCAAGUUCUAUUGUUAAAAGAGCCAGAGGCGCUUCCUUCACGCGCUUUCCGUAAAACUCAACAGCCCUUCCUCCCAUGAUUGUUUCCCAGUCUGAAGUCUCCUUAACCUCUCAAACCUUGCCGACCGCAAACAUGCACAUAAUCUUUCUUUCUCAUCCAAUAUCCAUUCAGGUAAAAUUGAUUCUCCUAGUCUCUUAUCCGAAAUUUCCUUCAAAGUCCUCUCACAUUUCAUUCGCUCAUCUAUCCUUUUACAUGUAUAAUCCUUCCUCUCCGGCUUAUUUCCUUAAAAACUCCCCUAUCAUCUGUCUAAUGCUCGUCGCAAUCCACGACCCAUCCUUUACCUUCGGCUUCUAGUUAAAUCUCUCUCUUCAGCCAGUAUGUGUAGACAUUUGGUUAUAGCUUUAAUUUAGUUUAGUCUUAACGUUAGUUUAUCAAAUCUGUCAUCUUUGGACACGUCCUGUAAUUCAAAUAAAUACAAUCAUAUAAAUAUUAUUAUUACAGCACCGAGAUUCCCAACAUGGGGGACAUUAUGACAGUUGGCGAUCGACAGCAUUGGCGCCUCAAACAUUAUCGCCAGUUCAACCGGGUUAUUAUUCCGGAGGCGGUGCUUACGGAUACGGCACGGACCCGAAUAUUUACGGAGGGGGCGAGAGACGACAUUAUCACCGGGAGGGUACGUCGGCUACGAAUCCGAGGUCACACCAUCAUUACCACCCGGGUGGUUCUCAUCACAAUCCCAAUUUGGCUUAUACGACUACCCCGAGAAAACCACCUCAACAAUACCAUCCCGACUACGACACGGACUUUUAAACAAUAAUUAAAAAUAAAAAAAAAAAAUAAUAAUAAUAAUUUUUACUUUAUAAAAACACAUAAUAAUUUCCAGUUGCCAUUUAGGUCGAUAAUACAAACUCCCAAUAUGCGAUAAAAUAUCUUACUACCUUAUGUAUUAUUAUUAUCUAUAUGCAUAUUAUUAUAAUAAUCGCUCAUUUAUUAUAUUUUUAUAUUCUUUCUUUUAUUUUUAUACAUUAUUUUACUUAAAAUAUACAAAUUUUAAAACGAUAUUUAUAUUAUAUACUUGUAUAUCUUCAAGUUAAUGCAAUUUUAAAACAAUUUUGUAUUAUUCUUUAUUUUUUUUUUAUAUAUAACGUAUAUAAUAACUCUAGUCAAACAAGUGCUUAUAACAAGUGAAUUCAAUUGUAUGACAAACUAUACCUAUAGGUAUUUAAAAGAAAUAUUAUGUGAUUUUUAUAUACUUUUAUAUACGCAAAAUACCUGUAUUUAGGUUUUUUUUAAAUUUUAUUUUCUUCUUACUUUAAUGUAUAAUAUAUUAAACAAUUUUUUAUAAUAAUAUCGUGUAUUUAAACAAACAAAUAAAUACAUAAUUAUAAUAUAAUUAUUGACCUUACGAAUUUAUACUUUUUUAAGCGUUUUACUUUCAUAUAAUAAAAUAUAAUAUUAAUUACUAUACUCGUAUAUAUAUAUAUAUAACUAUAAUUUUUUUCUCUAUAAUUACUAAAUAUCGAUCGUAUUAUAUUAUUAUAAGUCGCCGCUUUAUAUUAUUAUUAUAAUUAUUGUAUCGUAUCGCAUAUUAUGUUAACUAAUUAUUGUUAUUAUAUAUCCAUAUUUUAUUAUAUUAUAUUUGUGUAUGUAUACAUCGCGUGUAUCGAAAUAUUUUUUUAAACGUUAUUUGAUACAUUUUUUUUAUAUAUUAUAGUAUAGAAGCGCGUCACACGGAUAUCAAACAGAUAUAAUUUUACUGAUUUAAAACGAUAUGCCAGUGGGGCGUAUAAUACACGUGAGUGGAUGUGGGGGUCAGAUCCCUUCCCCUUCCAUUUUUUUUUACAUGACGUACUCGAUUCUAUGCGUAGAUUAAAAGCAAAAUAAAACCUCCACGCGAGGAAAUGUUUACCCACUUUUCGCUCUCCCCCCCCCCUUAUUUUGUCCCGUUCAAAAUUUAUGUAUACACCACUGACGGUAUACCGAGGUAGGUAUGAAACAAUAACGGAUCGACUCGCGCUUUAUACAAUAAUAUUAUUAUAAAAUACUUAUUGCAGCUAUAUAUCGUUUUAAAUGAGUAGAUUCCCGUGGGACAUUCGCUGUGUUGUAUAUAGUUUAAUGAUUGUUAACAAAAAAAAAAAAAAAAAACAAAAAAAAUUACGAUUACCUAUGAAUAAGUACGCGUGUAUUCUUUUUUAUUUUUACUACCUUUAUUUUACAUUAUAAUUAUAAUAACAACGUGAAUCGUGAUGAUAAAAUAUUAUUAUUAUUAUUAUUAUUAUUAUAUACGAUAUCGUUAACAAACCAUCGUAAUAUAUAGGUAUAUAUAUAUAUAUAUAGUAGUCCAUAUAUUAUAAAUUUAAACGAACGUUUUUUUUUUUUUUAUACGUAAUAAAUUAAAUAGAGUAUGAAAAA